Tachysurus fulvidraco (yellow catfish) is the source of this 5260-nucleotide messenger RNA. RefSeq names its product amyloid beta (A4) precursor protein-binding, family B, member 1 (Fe65) (gene apbb1). Gene Ontology annotation, molecular function: amyloid-beta binding; transcription factor binding. Gene Ontology annotation, cellular component: cytoplasm; nucleus. Gene Ontology annotation, biological process: regulation of DNA-templated transcription. Lineage: Eukaryota; Metazoa; Chordata; Actinopteri; Siluriformes; Bagridae. Bases 252 to 2489 code for a protein of 745 amino acids. The record is from RefSeq and is a predicted model, not a curated record. The transcript has 15 exons.
AUUUCUGAUUCCUGGUUUUCCUCGCAAACAUCGGAGUCGACUCCUAGACGGAGCCGAUUCUACUGCACUAUAUUGACGACGUUUAAAAGAAGAUUCGAUUCUUCGUGGUGUCGACUCCUAGCCAUAGAAUACGCUACAACGGAGCAGCUGUGAUUGUGGAGGUUGACGGUUUUUGCUUCGCUGCUUUAGUAAUAGUAAAUGGUGGAUAUUUAUGAAAAAUAUUUUUUAGAAGAGGUGUCCAAUCCUGUGAGAUGUCUUUGGAGAGCACAUCAGACCUGGUUAACGAGAACACGUGUGUACCCUCCUCACUGAGCCUUGAUCUACGCUGCCCACACAGUGCUCUACUGGACACAGAUCUAGGCCUAAAAGGCAAAGAUAAAGGCUCGUCCACUUCCUCUACUAAGAGCCGCCAUAUCUACGCCAGCACCACCACAACACACCUCCUCACCGGCAGCAUGGGUGGCCGGGACGAUGACGUCUCUCACCGUGAGGAAGAGCGAGCAAGGAAUCAAGAAAAUGAGCAAGGUCACUCACUGUCUGGGAACAAUGCCAAGUGGAUGAAGGAAGGUCAGAACCAGCUGCGCAAAGUUGCAGAGCAGCAGCAGGACCUCAAUAGAAAUCCAGACCAGAACCUUAACCUAACAGAAAAUGAGAACGAGAGUCCAGACGUGAACCCAAACCAGAACCAUACGCUUGAUGAGCAAGAGCAUGAUGUGGAGAACAAUAAGAACUUGAAGGUUCUCUGCUCAGAUGUAGACAUCAGGAAUACUGCCAAUGAACCUUUACUGAUCGAUACCUCUGAGGUUCCCAAGAGCAAGGAGCAGGAGGAGGAAGAGGAGGAUGAGGAAGAGGAAGAGGAUGAGGAGGAAGAAAGCCUGCCAGCCAGUAGUGGAGAGAAAGACACAGAUUCCUCUGAGGCGCAGAGCAGCAGUGAGUCGAGGAAAAGCGGUGAAGGUGGAAGCAAGAACAGAUGUUUACUGUUCGGCAAGAAUGGUGCUCCCAGUGAUGAGGACUCCAGCUGUAUGUCUUUGUCUCAGGGGAGCACGGCCACCAGCACUCCCGAUGGGGAUACAGAGUCUUACUGGGACCGCAGUGCAUUUGAGACGGACACCGACCUUCCAGCUGGGUGGAUGAGGGUGCGGGACACUUCUGGCACCUACUACUGGCACAUUCCAACAGGCACCACACAGUGGGAGCCACCAUCUCCAAUGGAGGAGGGUGCAGUGCCAGAGAGACCAUCAAGCACCUCCCCUGCAAUUACACCCUCUGAGGAACCACAGAUUACAUGGAACGGUGUUCCUCGUCAAAACAGAUUCAAUGAUGACUUGUGGAAGGAGGAGGAUGUAACUUCUGAUCAGAGUCUAAAGGAAUUUGAAGGAGCUACACUGCGCUACGCCUCCAUCAAUCUCAGCUGUGCACAGUCAGAGGGAGAAGAGAAACCAAGUUCAUACAACAAUGAUGGAGAGGCCAAGUGUUUUGCUGUGCGAUCUCUGGGAUGGGUGGAGAUAUCUGAGGAAGAGAUGGCACCUGGCAAGAGCAGCAUUGCUGUCAAUAACUGCAUCAGACAGCUCUCCUACCACAAACACAACUUACACGACACAGUCGGUAUCUGGGGAGAGGGGAAGGACAUGCUCCUGGUGCUGGAAAACGAGAUGCUAAAUCUGAUUGAUCCUCUGGGACAGACCCUUCUCCACUCACAGCCUAUAGUCAGCAUUCGUGUGUGGGGUGUCGGCAGGGACAACGGCAGGGAGAGGGACUUUGCCUACGUGGCGCGAGACAAGCUAACCCAUGUUCUAAAGUGUCACGUGUUCCGGUGUGACACUCCGGCCAAGAACAUUGCCACCAGCAUGCAUGACAUCUGUUCCAAGAUAAUGGCACAGAGGAAGUCCUCAAAAUCAAGCCUCACCAGACUCAACAUAGAUCCUUCCAAACUAGUGGACAUUCCAGUACAGGAGUUCCCAGCACCAAAGAAUGAGCUGGUCCAGCGUUUUCAAGUGCGUUACCUUGGUAAUGUACAGGUGGCAAAACCAGUAGGCAUGGAUACACUUAAUUCUGCCUUGGAGAUAGCACUUGCCUCUAGAGACAAAGCAGACUGGAGUCCUGUGACUGUGAAUGUGGCCUCUGCUACUCUGACUAUACUUAUUUCAGAUACCGAGGAGGUUCUCUCAGAGUGUCGUGUUCGCUUCCUUUCAUUCAUGGGCGUGGGGAAAGAUGUACAUACUUUUGCCUUCAUCAUGGCUGAAGGCCCUGGAGAUUUCAUCUGCCACAUGUUCUGGUGCGAACCCAAUGCUGCCAGUCUGAGUGAGGCUGUGCAGGCUGCUUGCAUGCUGAGGUAUCAGAAGUGUCUGGAUGCCAGGCCUCCCAGCAGUAUCUCGUGUUUGCCUGGCCCUCCUGCAGACUCUGUUGCUCGCCGGGUGGGGUCCAGUGUCAAGAAAGGCGUGCAGAGCCUGCUGGGAACAUUCAAGAGAUCUGGAGCCCAAACACCGUGAGAAAUGAAGUCCUCCUCACACUGGCUCUCGCUCUCCACCUCCCUCUUCACCCCAGUUUGUCCUCCACUUGUCAGCUGUAGAUCUCAAUCAAGUGUUGAACACACAUUUCAUUUCUCCUGGCCUCUUCUGAUGAGCUCAGGUUUCCCUGCAUUUCAGUGUCAUGAGCUGUAUGAAUGUACGAUCAAGACAUGAUUUAGAAAACAAACGGAGUAUAGUACAAUAUAAUUGUUACAAUAAUUAUGGAAACACUAUUUCAAACUUUGGUCUAGGAAGAUAGUAUUGCAUCUCAUUAAUGAUUCUUCAGCAAUGUCUUUUUUGGGGGUUUGAAAGCAGUUUAUCAUUGCAAUUUCUGUCUCCUUAAGAACUGGACCAAAAUUAGCAUCACAAUGUACACUAAGAACCUUAGGUGUUCACAUCUCAGAAAAAAAAUGCAUACACUACACUUGCUUUUUAAAAACACUAAAACUAGCACCAACGUUAAUACAGUUGAUGUAAUGUGCUGUGUGUACUGUAACACUGCUGUUGACAGGUUUUUUUAAAUAUAGAAAACAUAUGAUAGUAAGUAUGUUUAAAUAGAAUGGAAGGAUCUUUUUAAAGUCGUGUGCAAAUUUUUCCGUUAACAGAAAACACUGUGCUUGUGAAGUCAGGAUGCUUUCACUCUUGUUUUUUUCCCCUCCACCGCAAGUUUUGCACAUAAUCCUAUGGGAAGCAGCCACAGAGUACACUGCUUUUAAAAUGUUGCAGCCAGUGGCUUUUGAUCACAGUGAAACACUUCUAAUGCAGAAUGCCAUGAAAAAAAAAAAACAGGGAAAGAAACAAAACAGAAAAACAUGUGAUGUAGAUGGGGAGAUAUUGGUGUGUGGCUGCAUAUACUGUAGCAGUGUCACACAGACAGCUCGUAAAAUCUCAAAACUCACAGCAACCAACCAAUCUCCUCAUUACUACAGUUAAAAAAAUCUUUAAUGCUGACAAUAAUCAAUCAAAUCUAGAUGGCAAGCUUGUCUAAAUAGUUAUCAAUAGGUUAUUAAUAGGACUGGUAAGAAUGUUGUUACACUGUGUGUCACAUGUUCCCAUAUCGGCACAAUAAGUGAACUAGCCAAUGGUUUUUCCUUUUAAAAAACAAAAAAGGCAAGUGUGAAAGCAUCCUUACCACAGCUAGACUAUAAAUCUACACAGAACAUGACUGCGUUUUAGAAAUCUACACUGAAUAUGACGUGUGACCACGUUUUGAUGUGACCUUAUCAGUGCAUUAUAAGUUUAUUAUUUACAAGUUUUGAUGGUUUUUAUCUGACUGGAAUUAUUUAAACAGAUUAUUUAUAUACUAUAAAAUAGCGUUACUGUAUCAUAGUCUUCCAAAAGGAACGGCUCAGCAAAGAGCCCCUGGAUAUUUCACUAGCUUAAACGGGCAUUAGUGAGAAUUUUAUUUUAUUUUUUUUUUUAUUAAAGGAUUUUAAGUUGUGUUGAAAGAAUAUUGUUUCCCUGCUGGGUGGGAUUUUUUUUUAGAUUGUGAGGUCUCACCACUGUUUUUCUUUUUCUUUUUUUUUGGAAAAAGGAGUGGUUCAAUAAUGUUUCUGAAUGUGUGCAAGUCUGCCUUCAUUGGAUUAGUGAAGUCUGAUGUGGAGGAGAAAUGCUUUAAUCACCCUGUAGGUGUAGGCACCAAGAUGUAUCGGUAGAGGGCGCUCUCUGCUUUCUAUUGGGUUUGUAAUAUAACGUCAGGCUCAUUUCUCAAAUGGUUUCUUUGUGUGUAUUUUCGAACAAAAAUCUGUCAUAAUUUCUCAUAUACUCUUGAAAGAACCAUGUUUCACUUAUUUCAUGUGUAUAUACAGUUGAUACACUGAUUAAUUCCACCUCUCAUGCACCUUGUAAUAUAAUUCACCAUGACUUUGCCUCAUUGUUUGGCUUUAAACCAGUACCAGCCAGUCACAAAAUCCUACACAUCCUACAAUUACUCACUGAAUGUUGUGUACAUAAACUAAUAUAGUGAUAGUAGCAGAAUGCACCCAUAUAAAGUAGCACAUUUCUCUGAAUGCUAACAGGUUGUGUAAAACUACUUCACCCACAGACUUUUCUUUAGAUUUACUCUUCACUUGGCUUGUGAAUAAGCCUUAGCUCUUAGCUCCGCUGCUAAAGAAUGAAUGUUGUCUGAAAGGAAAUGGAGUUCUGUCUUUUUUCCCCCAUUUUUAUUAUUAUUUUUUAAACCAUGUCACAGUAGCUUGCACUGCAGUCGCUCUACUAAACAAAAAUGUAUAUGUGGUUGUGUGUCUGCAUUUCCUGUAUAAACUGUAAGGUACUGUAGGUCUAGAACACUUCAUGUCAUGGAGAUUGGUAACAACAUGGAAUAAUAUCUAUGUAUUGUACCUUAUAAGAGGAAUGUAAAUGUUAGUUGUUUGACUAAAUCAUUUUAGGAAAAUCUCCUUUUUUUAUAUGAAUAAAAAUGUAAUGAAUGACUGUGCCAAUGUGCACAAAGCCACCAUAACCAGCCAGCCAACAUCACAUUUCUUUGUGCAUAAUAAAGCCAUCUGUGAGCGAGUUCUCUGUGUAUAGGUGUGUGCUAUGGUAGUGCAUUUUGUCACAUGUAAUAUGCAAAUAUUAUUCAAGUGUUUAGUGUUUCUAGAAUGCAUUUUUCAUUUCAGUAAACGAGAACAUGUCUCUUUUAUUUUGUUAUUGCUUGUUUUGAAUUGCUUUCUUAUCAUGUAAAUUAGGUGUCAUGUACUGUAUAUACAUAUAUAUUAAUGAUGUGUCACUUGACAAAAUAAAAGUUACUGUCUGUC